Messenger RNA from Myiozetetes cayanensis, 2441 nucleotides. RefSeq names its product frizzled class receptor 9 (gene FZD9). The transcript has a single exon. Gene Ontology annotation, molecular function: Wnt-protein binding; Wnt receptor activity. The record is from RefSeq and is a predicted model, not a curated record. NCBI's taxonomy places the organism in Eukaryota, Metazoa, Chordata, Aves, Passeriformes, Tyrannidae. Bases 325 to 2079 code for a protein of 584 amino acids. Gene Ontology annotation, biological process: canonical Wnt signaling pathway; non-canonical Wnt signaling pathway. Gene Ontology annotation, cellular component: plasma membrane.
CCGCUCCCGGCGGGGCCGUUUCCCUCGCGGGUCCCGCCCCCCGCCCCUCCCCGUCCCGCCCGUCCUCGGACCCGCCCGGCGGGGCGGGGCAGGGCGGGGCGGGGGCGCUCGGCGGGCGCUGCCGGUGUCGGCGGGCGCGGGGCGGCGCAGGGCGCUCGGCGGGGGCCGCCGCCGCAUGGCGCGGGCCGGGGCCGGGGCCGGGGGCUGCCCCGGCGCGGCGCCUCCAGCACCGCAGCGAUCGGCCCCGUGGCGGCGGGGGCGGCGUGGCCGGGCGAUGGCGGAGCUGUAGCAGGCGCGGGGCCGGUGCGGGCGGGCGGGCGGGCGAUGGCGGCGGCGCGGCUGCGGGUGGCCCUGUGGGUGCUGUGGCAUUUCGGGGUGGGGGGUCGCGGCUUGGAGCUGGCGGGGCUGGAGGGCCCGCGGGGGCGGGCGGCGCGGUGCCAGCCCGUGGACAUCCCGAUGUGCCGCGGGAUCGGGUACAACCUGACCCGCAUGCCCAACCUGCUGGGGCACGAGAGCCAGCGCGAGGCCGCCCUGAAGCUGCACGAGUUCGCCCCGCUGGUGGAGUACGGCUGCCACGUCCACCUGCGCUUCUUCCUCUGCUCCCUCUACGCGCCCAUGUGCACCGACCAGGUGAGCGCCAGCAUCCCCGCCUGCCGCCCCAUGUGCGAGCAGGCCCGCCACAAGUGCGUCCCCAUCAUGGAGCAGUUCAACUUCGGCUGGCCCGAGUCGCUCGACUGCAGCAGGCUGCCCACCAAGAACGACCCCAACGCCCUGUGCAUGGAGGCCCCCGAGAACGCCUCGGCCGCCGAGCCGCACAAGGGGCAGGGGAUGCUGCCCGUGGCCCCCCGGCCAUGGCCACCGGGCACCGCUGCCGAGGGCCGGGGUCCCAACGGGCUGGGGGCCUGCGACAACCCCGAGAAGUUCCAGUACGUGGAGAAGAGCCUCUCGUGCGCGCCCAGGUGCUCCCCCGGGGUGGACGUGUACUGGUCCCGGGAGGACAAGGACUUUGCCUUCAUCUGGAUGGCCGUCUGGUCCACCCUCUGCUUCGUGUCCACCGCCUUCACCGUCCUCACCUUCCUGCUCGACCCCCACCGCUUCCAGUACCCCGAGAGGCCCAUCAUCUUCCUCUCCAUGUGCUACAACGUCUACUCCGUGGCCUUCAUCAUCCGCUCCGUGGCAGGGGCUGAGAACAUCGCCUGCGACCGGGAGAACGGCGAGCUCUACAUCAUCCAGGAGGGGCUGGAGAGCACGGGCUGCACCAUCGUCUUCCUCAUCCUCUACUACUUUGGCAUGGCCAGCUCGCUCUGGUGGGUCAUCCUUACCCUCACCUGGUUCCUGGCUGCUGGCAAGAAGUGGGGACACGAGGCCAUCGAGGCCCACAGCAGCUACUUCCACAUGGCCGCCUGGGGCAUCCCGGCCAUGAAGACCAUCGUCAUUCUCACCAUGCGGAAGGUGGCGGGGGACGAGCUCACGGGGCUGUGCUAUGUGGGGAGCAUGGACGUCAGCGCCCUGACCGGCUUCGUCCUCAUCCCCCUCUCCUGCUACCUGGUCAUCGGCACCUCCUUCAUCCUCACCGGCUUCGUCGCCCUCUUCCACAUCCGCAAGAUCAUGAAGACGGGCGGCACCAACACGGAGAAGCUGGAGAAGCUGAUGGUGAAGAUCGGGGUCUUCUCCAUCCUCUACACCGUCCCGGCCACCUGCGUCAUCGUCUGCUACUUCUACGAGCGGCUGAACGUGGAUUACUGGACGCUGCGGGCGCUGGAGCGCGGCUGCCUGCGCCUGCCCGGCCGCCGCGCCGCCAACUGCUCCCUCGAGGCCUCGGUGCCCACCGUGGCUGUGUUCAUGCUAAAGAUUUUCAUGUCGCUGGUGGUGGGCAUCACCAGCGGGGUGUGGGUGUGGAGCUCCAAAACGCUGCAGACCUGGCAGAGCCUGUGCAACAGGCGGCUGGGCGUGAGGACGCGGGGCAAGCCCUGCAGCGGGGUCAGCUGUGGCGGGGGGCACUGCCACUACAAGGCCCCCACGGUCAUGCUGCACAUGACCAAGACGGACCCGUACCUGGACAACCCGACGCACGUCUAGAGAAGGGGGCUGCCCUCGCCCCCCACCAGCGCCGGGAAGCGGCCUCACGGGUAAGGGGCGAGGGCAGGGGCUGCGCGGUGGCGGGGGACACGGUUUGGGGGUGGGCGAGGCCGCGGACCCCCCAGCACCACUCACUGACGAGUAGCUGCUUUUUCCUAGAGGUUGUUUUGUUGUUGUUGCUGUUGCCAAAUACAGUGACUCUUCUAACGCUUUCUUUGGGGGGCGGCGGGGACGGGGCAGGGAGAGGAAUAAUCCAUCCGUGUUUAUUUAAUUCUGUAAUUUAUUUUAGACUUUUUUUUUUUUUUUUAAUCAUUAGCUGCGAGGAAUGGAAAAAACAAUAAACCCUGGAUGUGUUAUUUGAA